Coregonus clupeaformis (lake whitefish) is the source of this 3261-nucleotide messenger RNA. RefSeq lists its product as uncharacterized. Gene Ontology annotation, molecular function: zinc ion binding. Bases 1216 to 2340 code for a protein of 374 amino acids. The record is from RefSeq and is a predicted model, not a curated record. The transcript has 14 exons. Lineage: Eukaryota; Metazoa; Chordata; Actinopteri; Salmoniformes; Salmonidae.
AUGUCAGAAAUUGUGAAAAACUGAGUUUAAAUGAUGUUGGCUAAGGUGUAUGUAAACUUCCGACUUAAACUGUAUAUGAUGAAUGCUGAAGCAGACUGCCAUGCUCAAGUAACUGGGACAUUUAGUUAGAUAACAUUUGUGUGCAUGAUGUUGAAAUGUCGGUAAUAAUACCUUUUAUCUCAGGUGUUGUUCGAAAAUAUGUGAAUAUUCAAAGCCAUAAUUAAAUAAGCCUUCAAAAGUAUUUUAAUUUAAUCAUUUAUUAGAAUUUGCAUACACACUUAAAAUAUUAGCACUUUAAAUCGAGUGAUGUGUAUAUAUACAUGAUGUGUAUAUAUACAUCAUUCGUCAUCUCGCUUGUGUUAAUUUCUAUCAUGGCUGUUCUAAAUAAACAGCCCACUGACUGCCUUGUACUUUACCCCUAGAUGAGUGAAUUUUUUAUUGGUGCAAUACAUUUUCCGAAGAACUGAACCGAUGUGGAUGUGGUGGAGGAGUCAAGCGCAGGACACAGAGGUUAAGUCCAACAGACUUUAAUAGUCGAACAAGAAAAGAGAAAACCCGACCUCGAAAACAAACCAAGAGGCGAGGGAAAAAUUACGCACCACGCGUAAACACUAAACAUAAAACAAACAGAGUGCAAAAAUGUAGCUCCGACAAAGUGGCAACAAAAACAACACACAAUCAGUCUAGAGCAAAACAAGGAACUUAUAAGACAAGAAAUCAACACACAAAUGAACACAGGUGUAACAGUCAGACAAAAGCAAUCAAACAGCAGAAACAUAGAGCGGUGGCAGCUAGUACUCCGGGGACGGCGAACGCCGAAGCCUGCCCGAACCAGGAGGAGGAGCAGUCUCGGCAGAAUCCGUGACAAUACCUCAAUAUGAUUGAAAGCUUAAACUGAUAUAUUGUUACUGUACACAAUGACUAAAGAUAAAAACUGUAUGUUUCGAUGAAAUAAUGUUUUGAUCAAUUGCAGAAUAAAAUCUGAAAUGUUUGAAUGCUUUUGUGUUCUGGUAGUUUGCGUGUUUGUUCUUGGUUCUACUACGUCUGCGUUUCAUCAUCCCUUUGUUUAUCUUUCUCCAAUCUGGAAGGGUAUGUUUUAUGCAAAACAGAGCCGCGCCCGUCCUGCCCAAGAAACGAAAGUGAAAACAAUACAAAAGAAAGUCAUGACUGAUGUGUCAAGACGAAUAAAACUUCCACUCUACAUUUUCAACUAAAAUGUCAUUACGUGGGUUUGGCAAUAGUUAUCUGGAACAUGAGGAGGAGGAGGAAGAGGACUUCUUUGGGCAGAGCACACCUAGCCAGUCUGCCUCAGCCAGGGGGAGCCACUUUGAGUGGCAGCUGUAUGAAGGACAGCGGUGGCUGCGUAUUGACAAUGACCAUGUGAUCGAGACCCACUACUGCCAGCCUGGGGCCAAAGGAAUGAACAUCUACCCAUCACACAUGGGGCAGGUCUAUAUAGAUUUUGAUCAGAUUGAGGCUCAAAAUGCUGCCAUGGGUGUACGGCGACUCACGUUCCUACCUCAGGGUCAAAGUGAAGACAUCGGGUGGUAUUUCAAAGACAAUCGGAUAUGGCGUGAAUACGGUUCUUUGGGUCCAGGUCAGGGCUCGUCCUCAGUCAGUAGUGGUAAUGUGGAACAACAGUACAUCCUCAGACCUCAGGGGACCUUCCAGUUCACUGUGGGGAGCACCAGCUACACGUUAGACUUCACAGCUAUGACACAGACCAAUUCAGCCACCCGGGUACAGAGAAACGUCCGGCGGCGUCCAAAGUUCAACUCCAUCGUCUCAGGGAAUGCCAGUGUAUCCAUUGCCCCAUCAGCCCCCACUGUAAUUGCCUCACCACCUCCCUCUGCUGGCUACACCUGGGAAUUCAUGGGUGUGGAGGGGGUGUGGACAGAAUACCAGACUCCAAGUUGCUCACUGGACAGUGCUGGGAUUGAGAGACACUACCAGAAGAACCCCAAGGGACAGAUACGCUUCAAAGCUGGGAGAUAUUCCUACACCCUCGACUUCUCAGGCAUGUGUCAGACCAACGUUCGCAUCGGGACCAAAAGAACUGUGAGGAGAACUCAAUGUGAAGCUCAACAAAUGAGCAGUGGAGGAAUGGGUUUACAGUCCCGUUGGCAAUUUCAAGACGUGGACGGAAGCUGGAAAGACUUUGCCAAAAGAAGCGGCACCUGCAGUGUAUCCAGCCAGGACAUUGAAGCCCAGUACCAGCAGAACCCAAAUGGAACUAUGAACUUCACUACCAGGAGCUUCAGCUAUCAACUGGACUUCUCGGCCCUGACCCAAAGAAACCUGUCCACUCAGACCACCCGAUCUGUUCGACGUCUGAACUAGUCACUGCCCACGACACUGUCCUCUGUCAGGGGCGAAGAUUCCCUGUAUGAUAUGACGACUGAGAUUGUCCCACUCAGCCAAGAACUGCUUUGCGGCUGGAUCACAAUACACUAAAGUAGCUUCCUUUCUUUUAUAAUGAGAAAUGCAGAGAACUACAGGUGGGUGUGUUUUUGGCUGUCCAGGCCCUCUGGAUCAGUACAACUACAUAGAGGAGAGGAGACUACUUUAGAAUGUAGAGACACAGCCUGCUAUUAUGUUGAUGGGGGUAGUGGGUGACCUCUGACCUCAACCUUACACUCCUCUUUUCCUAACUGACCUAAUCCUCUGUCUCUGUCCAAUACCCUGGCAGUGGAGGCUGGUGGGAGGAGCUGUAGGAGGGCGAGCUCAUUGUAAUGGCUGGAAUGGAAUCAAUGGAAUGGUAUCAAACACAAACAUAUAGAAACCACAUGAUUCCGUUCCAUUAUUCCAUUCCAACCAUUAGAAUGAGCCCGUCCUCCUAUAGCUUCUCCCACCAGCCUCCACUGUACCCUGGGUGAAUCUCAAUUGUCUAAAGUGGCUUCCUCUCAACUCCAUUUCUUCAUGUGCACAGUGAAGAUGAAGUCACUUUAGAGUACUGAGAUGGAACCCCUUCUAUUCCACUUCCUCCUAAAGAUGAGAUACUGAAAGAAAAAAAAGUGUUUACAUAUGUAUUCAUGGAAUUACUGUAAUUUUUUCGACAUUGUGCAUAUACUUAAAAACCAAUACUAUUAUUAUAAAAGUAGCUUCUGACAAUAUGCACAAUAUUUUUUGAAAUGUGAACUGGAAAAAUAACACUCCCCCUAUCACUGCCAAUGGUACAAAAGCAACAAGCCUUUUGAGCCGGUUCUGCCAUGUACAUUUUCAUUGUCAUUCUUUAUUUCCAAUAAAGGUGCUUUUCCAGUA